AUGUCGACCAAAGUGAUCUAUUUCACGGUGGAUGACAGGCAAGAACAAGCGGAAUUCCGUUCCGAUUUUCCGGCGGAUGAUAUCAAAGACUGUUUUCGCGCUGCAGCAGAAGCCGGACCCCACGAUAUACUCAAGCUGUAUAACAUCAAGGGCAACAUAGUCAACAUAUCGCAGAAGUUGGACGAGAACACGCCCGACACGCCUUACAAACUGGAAGUGGUCGCCUCCCAAUGCACGGGGACUUUAGCUGAACAAUUAGGCUUCGAUAUCCAAGACGUCGAAAAUAGGUUAGAAAAUUUGGAGAAGAAGAUCGUCGUGGACAGUGGGGAGACGCCCGGUGUGGUCUACGAACUCAAGCACAAAGUGGAAUACUUCAAAGAAAAACUAGAAAGCGUUGAACACCUCAGCUGGCUGGGCCUUUUCAAAGAGGUUGUUGCCGAGUCACAAAGUAGGCUUCCAUUCUAUCGACAGAGACUAAGGAAAACGGAAGAGGAACAGAGAAGAGUCCUGGACAAAUUCAACAAAAUAAAGCAUGUCCAGUUAACAGACGACGUCAGGGAAUACCUACGGAAGCCCACGUUUGACAACUGGCAGUGGGAGGACGCUGAAAUGAUGAUACUCCUGCAACAAAUGUACAUAGAUCUAGACUUCACUAGCAAAUUCAAUAUUGAGAUGCCAGUAUUACAGAACUUCCUGUUUGAGGUCUUCAAACACUACAACCACGUACCAUUCCACAAUUUCAAGCACUGCUUCUGUGUCUCACAAAUGAUGUACGGCAUGACCUGGCUAGCAGACCUGCGUCAUUUAAUAGGAGAGCUGGAGGUGCUUAUCAUGCUGACGUCGGCAAUCUGCCAUGAUCUCGACCACCCAGGAUACAAUAACGCUUAUCAGGUGAAUGCAAGAACAGAGCUAGCACUCAGGUAUAACGACAUCUCUCCCCUUGAAAACCACCACUGUUCUGUAGCCUUUCAAAUUUUGGAAAAGCCUCACUGCAACAUCUUCAAGAACAUGGGUCACGAGAGAUAUAAACGGGUACGCGAGGGUAUGAUCAGCUGUAUCCUAGCAACAGACAUGGCCAAACACAGUGAGAUCCUCAAUAAGUUCAAGGCCAUCGUGCCGGAGUUUGACUACUCCAGCAAAGACCACCUCAACACGUUGAUGCAGAUCUGUAUCAAGGUAGCUGACAUCUCCAAUGAGGCCAGACCGAUGGAUGUCUCAGAUCCAUGGAUAGACUGCCUACUACAAGAGUUCUUCAACCAGAGCGACGUUGAGAAGCUGGAAGGGUUACCGGUGGCACCCUUCAUGGACCGGGAGAAGGUCACCAAGCCCUCCUCACAGACUGGUUUCAUCCGGUUUGUUCUGCUUCCGCUCUUCGAGGCCAUCGGGGUAUUACUCCCGAAGCUGGAGGAGCACAUAAUUGAGCCAGUACGGAAGGCCCUCAACUACUACUCAGAGAUGGCCAAGGCCAUGGAGGAAGAAAAACGGAAAAAGUCGGAGAAUGACAAGACGACGACGCGACAAGCCAACGGCGAGAUGCCCAAGAUCAACGCCACGAACGGCGCCCCCACGCCAUCCAGCAAACAGAACGGCGAGGCCGCGGCGCCCACGCUCGGCAACGCCACGGACAAGAAAGUAGUCAGAACAAAUCUCACGACGUCAAAGGUUGGCGGGUCGUCCAAGAUGAGGGGCAACCCUAAAUGACACCGACUGCUCUCGGUUCACUUGUAAAUUUCUUACAUGUACAGAGUAUUAUAAAAUCAGAGACUUUCUAGCAGUGUUUGUUGCGGAUAUUCUCUUUGUAUCGGUUUUAUUUAUGAGCUAAACCAAUAACUGAGUGGAGUGACGCGACAAAUAGGGUGAGAGAGACGGUGCGAGAUGUGGAGAAAUACAUAGUGCAAGACAGAUGCUUGCAUUUACAGUGUGUGUGCUAAAUAUCAUGGGUAGAUUUUGGCAUGCUACCCCGUUAAACAUGACUGAAUGUACCAACUUCACAAUGGCAGUAAGUUGUUAUUGUUCAUGCCCAGGUUACACGUGGCCUAAGUUGUGAAUGAAAAUUGAUUGGUUCGAUCGUAAA
Patiria miniata (bat star) is the source of this 2074-nucleotide messenger RNA. Its product is annotated as high affinity cGMP-specific 3',5'-cyclic phosphodiesterase 9A-like. Gene Ontology annotation, molecular function: 3',5'-cyclic-GMP phosphodiesterase activity. The record is from RefSeq and is a predicted model, not a curated record. The coding region runs from base 1 to 1701 and encodes 566 amino acids. Gene Ontology annotation, biological process: cGMP catabolic process. The transcript is spliced from 13 exons. NCBI's taxonomy places the organism in Eukaryota, Metazoa, Echinodermata, Asteroidea, Valvatida, Asterinidae.